Monosiga brevicollis MX1 is the source of this 771-nucleotide messenger RNA. RefSeq lists its product as uncharacterized. The record is from RefSeq and is a predicted model, not a curated record. The coding region runs from base 1 to 771 and encodes 256 amino acids. Lineage: Eukaryota; Choanoflagellata; Craspedida; Salpingoecidae. The transcript is spliced from 4 exons.
AUGUUUCACGGACCCCAAAGAGGUCUGUUCCUGCGUGCACCGCGCCGCGACUGGCUCGUGGCCGCUCUCUCUGCAGUGGUUAUAUUGAUGGUGCAUGGCACCGUGGUACGCGCCCAAACCAUCACCGCUGCCGAGACUACCCAACCUGCCUCCAUCACUGCCGCCUCGACCACGCUCGCAGCCACGACGCGAACCAAGGCACCCCACCGAUGUGAUGAGCGCGUAUGUGAAGUGUUGCACCGAGAAGUCUGUCAUGACAAGACAACGGCUGAUUGCGGCCCAUGCAAGGCUCUCUACAUGAGCGAGACCUCACCCAACAUCGGCAACACGCCCUGCGUCCGUCUUGUGCCAGACAACCAAGGCAAUGAACAAAGCACUGCCGACCUGGACUGGCCUGAACUGCCUGAUGAACAUCAAGACAAAGGUGACAGCAACAGCAGUAAUGGGAAUAAAUCCCGCUCACCGACUUUUCUUGCCGGCAUGCUCUUGGUUGUCAUGUGCGUGGUGGGCACCAUCGCCUUUGUGUUUUAUCGCCUCAAUCGGAACUCUCGUCGCAUCUUUGAGCUUCGGCACGACCUGAAUGCAGGGGAUGAUGACGACCAAGAAACCCUGAUUGAUGAGGAAGGGCGCGUCAUGGGUUUCCACCGCUACAAGGCCAAGAAGCAGAAGAAUCGCUUUGCAUCUCUUGACCUCUCGGACGAUGACGACGACGACGACGAGCAGAGUGACUUGGAUGAAGAUUUCGCCGAAGAGGCGCAACACCUCGUCUAG